Molecule: messenger RNA, 1686 nt
Organism: Effrenium voratum
Lineage: Eukaryota; Dinophyceae; Suessiales; Symbiodiniaceae
Source: the annotation of a GenBank genome assembly
AGUAUCGCGGGCAUUGGGAUGAAACGACCGGGUGUCGCAAAUGAUUCCUCUCACAGGGUCAAGCGAGGUCGGGUGCGGAGCUUUUCUGGGCAGUGGGGCUUCAUCAACUCCCCGGAGUUCUCAGGUGACCUCUUUGUGGGCCUGCGCCGAAACCCGCAGCUGUCUGGCCUGGCGCCAGGGGAUGAGGUGGACUUCGCAGUGGCCGAGGUGGACGGCAAGUUGGAGGCCACUGAGGUGCAACUUGUCAGAUUGAAUGAGAGAAGGGAGGAGGUGCUGACGGCAAGGCCAAUGGCGCAGGUGACGCACCUCGUUGGCCAGAGGUUUGCGGGGAAUGUCCGCUUCAGGGACUCUUGGGGACGCAACCCGGACCUUGAGCCAAUUCUCGCGGGCGAUCCCGUCAAUUUCCAGGUUGCGGAAGACGGCGACCAAUGCCACGCUGACAGUGCCACGGUGCCCAAAAGCACGCUGAGUGAUUUGCACGGGCGACACUUGUCUGGUUGGGUGAAGAGCUUCAAAGGCAAUUGGGGCUUGAUCCAGUCCUCGCACUUCGAUGGCGACCUCUUUGUCGGGCUGGGGAGAAACCCGCAGCUCAAGAUGCCUCUAGUGCCGGGCGAAGGUGUGACAUUCUUAGUCAACCGUGAUGAGCGAGCUGGAAAGUUCCAGGCCACAGAGGUGCAAUCUGAUACUUCUGUGGACAUUCCGCCGGGCGUUGCCAGGCCAAUUGCAGGGCAGCCGGAGGAUGGGGCCAGGCAAGAGGCGCGCGAGUUGCCUGAGUUGGUGGGAGAAGUCUGCGCUGGUGUGGUCAAGAGCUUCCGGGACGGCUGGGGCUUUGUGAACUCCGACGCCUUCGUAGGGGACCUGUUCCUACACGAGGGCUCCAACCCUGGCCUCCCAAGGCUACAACCAGGUGACCCCGUGGAGUUUGUGGUGCAACUCCAGGGCAAGCUGGGCACAGCUCUGGGCAAGCCACACGCAACCAACGUGAAGCUGCAGUCGCAGGCCACGUCUUUUUCUCGGUGGACAGGUCAGCUUUGCAGUGGCACUGUGAAGAAGUUCAGCGGCGAGUGGGGUUUCAUUGUGUCUCCGCAGUUUGAGGGCGACCUCUUCGUUGGCACCCGAAGCAAUCCACACAUCUCGGGCGGUCUUCUGGCUGGCGACAUCGUGGAGUUUGAGGUGUUCAGAGAGAAGGGCAAAGAAGCUUUUGAGGCAGUGAAGGUGAGAGUUCUUAGUUCGGUGCUGCCACUGCCAAGUCUGCGUCGUCAAGCCUCCGGAGGGACGAAGCAGAUCUCCACGCCUGCAAACGCGUCGGCCAAGGAGUUUAGCCGUAAACGGUUUGGUCAGGAGGGGCAGAUGCUGACAGGCACCAUCAGGAGCUUCAAAGGCGACUGGGGCUUCGUGAACUCCCCUGCCUUUGCCGGAGACUUGUUCAUCGGCACCAAGUCCAACCGACACCUGGCGGGGAGAUUCACGGAAGGAGCAUCCGUCCGGUUUCUCAUAGACAUCAACUCCGGGAAGGCCGAGGCAACUCAGGUGGAGCUCAUCUGAGAGACGGUGAGUUGGACAGCGCGAUUGGUGCAAAAGUGGCGUAGAGAGACUGGGCUGGGCGCUGGAUAUGUGAAGGGCGAUUGCUCGACUCCAAGGUAUACUUAGACCCGCGGGCGGUCCAAAAUGACCCCCGGUGAAAAC